AUGAUUCACUUCCAGAUCAUCCUCGUUGCCCUCGCCGCUGCCGUAGCCACUGCUCUUCCGCAAACCGCUCCUCCGUCUGAUGGUGCCCCCGCUAGCAUGCCUGAGAUCCCGCAGUGCGUGAUCGACUGCAUCAUCCCGGCCGUCAAGGAGACCGGCUGCAAGAUCGGAGACGGCCCCGAGUGCCUCUGCAAGAACGAGACGUUCACCAGCAGCGUGCUGGCGUGUGUCACCGCCGGGUGCGAGGACCCAUCCAUCGUCGCCACCUUCACCGAGAUGUCCGGCAAGGGAUGCGAGCAGUACGGAGGUGGUGUGCCCACCGGGUACUAA
Tricharina praecox is the source of this 327-nucleotide messenger RNA. RefSeq lists its product as uncharacterized. The transcript has 3 exons. Bases 1 to 327 code for a protein of 108 amino acids. Lineage: Eukaryota; Fungi; Ascomycota; Pezizomycetes; Pezizales; Pyronemataceae. The record is from RefSeq and is a predicted model, not a curated record.